GCGUGUACAAGGUAAUCAGCUUUUAAACCAGGCACAGGAAAGUCCACCGUCCAGCAGCAGGAACUUCCCAAUAUAUCCCUCUCUCUCAACGCAUUUCACCGGACAACCGGCUUCCUCAGGAGAUGAGGAAUAGGUUCACCAUUCAACUCUGAUGGAAGAUGGAGCUACACUGAAAAAAGAGCAACAAGACUCAGAGUCAAUUACUAAACAGCUGCAGGAAAGGAGAAAGACAAUGGAGGACAGGAUCGUAGAACAAGAACAUAAGCUGAAGGAGAAAGAAAUGAUUAAUGAGGAGUGUGUUAAGUCUAUAUGCGAAGAUAAUUUGAUUUUGGAAAAACAAACUCAAGAGAAACAAGAUAAAAUGAAUGAAAUAUGUGAAAACACUAAGCAAUUGAGAGAUGUCUCUGCUUCUGGGAUGGAGAGAAAAAUGGCCUUCAGGGAAAAAUGUAUCAAAACUAUCAAGACAAAAAAUCUGAUUAGGGCAAGUCAUCAAAUCCUUUACACUGUUGCAGGGGGAACUGCACUCAUUACAUUUGAGAAACAAGAAGUUGCAUACUAUAUAAUUGGAAAGAAUCAUACAAUACCGAUUGGUGACUGUCAAAUAAAUGUAAAAGCUAAGGCACUGGAACUACUGGUACUGGAUUUUCUCAGUCUUGACAUGAGCAUGUGCUCACGUAAAAUCCUUGUGUCCAAUUUACCAUCAAUGGCUGAAGAUAAUCUUAUGGACAAACUAGAACUGUUCUUCUCCAAGGGCAGGAAUGGUGGAGGUGAAGUGGAGGGCAGAGAAUUUCUAGCCGACUCUAAAAGUGUCAUUCUCAAGUUUUUUGAAGAUGAAGUUGUCAAGCGUCUGACAAAGAAGAAGGUUUUUGAGGUACCGUUUGGAGAAUUCAGUCAUCAAGUCACUGUAACUACUUGUAUAAAUGGCAGCAUUAAAAAAAUUGAGAUGAGAAAAUUGGUGUGUAAUCGCACAGUCCUGAUAACCGAUAUUCCAAAUAUCACUGACAAGGAAAACCUACAAGAUAUGCUAGAGAUACAUUUCCAAAAAGGCAGCAAUGGAGGAGGGGAAGUGAAAGCUCUACAUUAUUGCCCAGAAGGUCAUCACACCAUAGCAGUCCUCGAAGAUGUUCAUGAUGAUUGAGUUUAUAUUUACUGGCUCCACACACUGGCUAAUCUUAAUACACAGUGGACACAUAAAAAUGAAUAUGAAGUUGAAUGUAUGAAUGUGUAAAUUUAAUUGUGGACAUAUAUGUAAAAUAUGCCUAAGGGGCGAUGUGUGAAAGGAAAACUUAGCCUUUAUAAUUUUAUGUUAUCGAUUCAACAGCUCCACUUCUGUGGUUGCUACAUCAAAAUCAUUUAUACAAUAGAAGUAUUAAAUGUUUUAUCUCCAUUUUCACAUCAACACCUUUUUUAAAUAUUAUCAAUAUUAUGUAUGUGAUACAUACAUGUUUUGUAUUCUUACAUUCAAUUAUUAUUUAUACUUACUCUGUGUUAAUAUUCAGGUCUCUGAUUCAUUUACUUUAAAUAUGCACAUGUUCUAUUUCUUACAU
Molecule: messenger RNA, 1547 nt
Organism: Spea bombifrons (plains spadefoot toad)
Lineage: Eukaryota; Metazoa; Chordata; Amphibia; Anura; Pelobatidae
Gene: IFI35
Product: interferon induced protein 35
Exons: 8
Coding region: 152-1138 (328 amino acids)
Cellular component (GO): nucleus
Source: RefSeq, a predicted model, not a curated record